This is a messenger RNA of Westerdykella ornata, 1436 nucleotides long. RefSeq names its product p60 domain-containing protein. Lineage: Eukaryota; Fungi; Ascomycota; Dothideomycetes; Pleosporales; Sporormiaceae. Bases 55 to 1350 code for a protein of 431 amino acids. Gene Ontology annotation, cellular component: nucleolus. The transcript has 3 exons. Gene Ontology annotation, biological process: ribosomal large subunit assembly; rRNA processing. Gene Ontology annotation, molecular function: 5S rRNA binding. The record is from RefSeq and is a predicted model, not a curated record.
ACUACAACUGUGUGCGGUUUACCAGUACAUUGUUCCCACGCUCCAUUGCCCAGGAUGGCGAGCUCAGAAUCCGCACCCGCAACAUACAAGCAACCCUCCCGCAAGGGCAAGAAGGCCUGGCGUAAGAACGUCGAUGUCACGCAAAUCACCUCCGGCCUCGAAGAAGUGCGAGAGCAGAUAGUCCAAGGAGGCGUCAUCGCCGAAAAAACCUCCGCCGAGCUCUUCGCAGUCGACACCACCGGCUCCACCGCCAUCCAAAAACAAGUCGCAAAGCGCCACCCCAAGCCCCUCAAAGUCGACGAGAUCCUCGCUCAGCGCUCUGCCGUCCCCGCAGUAUCCACUCGCAAACGCCUCAGCGACUUCGAAACAGCCUCAAAAAGCAAGAAACGCAAAGUAUCUCGCAAGGAACUCGAUAAGCUACGCGCAAUAGCGUACGGCGGUGAUCAGGUGAAGAAGGACGUUGUGCAGACUGGCGACGCCCCGGACCAUGAUCCCUGGGCUGUGCAAGAGGAGAAGAAAGAUCCCAAGUUUUCGUUUCUGGAGGAGAAGAAGCCGAAGAAGGAACCUGUGACGCUGAAACAUGCACCGAUCUCGCUCGCGAAGAACGGGAAAGCGCUUCCUGCGGUUCGGAAACCCGAGGCAGGGAAGAGUUAUAAUCCCUUGUUGGAGGACUGGGCGAAUUUGAUUGAGAGGGAGGGUGCUAAGGAGGUGGAGGCUGAGAAGAAGCGGUUGGCGGAGGCGCGGGAGGAGGCGGAGAGGAUUGAGAGGGCGCUCAAGGCGGCCGAGGAGGAGGAGAAGGAGGACGAUGAUGCCGAGAGUGCGUGGGAGAGUGAGUGGGAAGGUUUCAGUGAGGACGACGGGACGGUGAAGAAGAAGAGACCCGAGAGGAAGACGCAGGCGCAGAGGAAUAAAAUUAAGCGGAGAAAGGAGGCAGAGCGGAAAGCGCUGCAUGAGGCGAAGAUGAAGGAGAAGGAAAGGCAGGCGGAACGGAUUAAGGAGUUGGCGAAGUCGGUGGAGGAGAAGGAGAAGGCUAGAGCGGCUGCGGCCCAGGUUGCUCUCAUUGCAAAGGAAGAUCUCUCGUCUGACGAGGCUGAAGAAGUACUACGGAGAAAGGGAUUUGGCAAGGCGCCGAUUCCUGAAGCACCCCUUGAAGUCGUCCUCGCCGACGAACUGCAAGACUCGCUCCGCCGUCUCAAGCCAGAAGGUAAUCUCCUGAAAGAUCGUUUCCGCAGCAUGAUCAUCCGCGGCAAGGUCGAGUCACGCAAACAAAUUUCGCAUGCGAAGAAGCCAAAGGUCAAGGUCACGGAGAAAUGGUCGUACAAGGACUGGAGUUUGGAUAAGGUGAAAUAGACAGCAACACUCUGGUGCAUUUCCUCGGCGUUUCGGGGUGUAGGCAUUUCUUUAGUUAAGCUCAUCGAAUUCCAGAUGGGGAGCCG